UGCUGGCAGGAACAAGCACACAUAGCUUAUGUGAGGACGGGAGUAGCAUUUUUUUGCAUAAGAUUCACUUAAAGCAGAACGUUCAUUUUUCUGGCUGUUCCCCAUUGCAGCAGGGACAUAGUGCUGAGCUAAUCCAGGGAGGCGUCAAGACGCGAGCUGUAUUUAGAGUCAGCCACCUGCUUGGGAACAUCAAGCGGCAGAAAGAGCCUGCUUCAGCAAAAACCUCCCCUGUGCAUUCCACAGCAGCGGCUUCCAGCAGGCCCUUCUUCCUCUGCCUGAUUCUGCAUGAGGCCUCCAAAAGGGUCUGCACCUGAAGACAGACCCUGACAGCCCAGGAAUGCUCUGAGCCUGGCACUCCCUCUGCCCAGGAACUGCCAGAUAUUUUGGACAGCUGCAAGGUGGAAUUAAAUCACGUGGGUGAAGAGUGGCCUAAUCUCUGCAUAGGCAAUAAGUGAAAUUACUUGGAAUUCUGCAUUUCCAGCUUCUUUACCAAACUGAGGAAAAUGGUGAGUGAACCAAAGAAGCAUGACAAAAUGCAAACAGUACAAAGGGAAAGCCAUUCUUUUUAGGAAGAAGAAAAGAAGCACAGCUGUAUCAACCAUACUUAGAGCUCAGAUCUGAAGGGGUUAGGAAGAGACACUGCAUGAAAGUAUCCAUCAGCCACAAAGGUGACAAGUGGAAAUGAAAAGCUGUCUCUGAUACAGCCUGAGUGCAUACAAGGGAACAGCAAGAUGCCUCACACCAGAUACUCUUCAUCUCUGACCAGCAGCACUUCCUAUGAAACACCGGCACUAUCAGACCUCCAGCAGCUCCUGUGGCUCAGAGGAGGAUCUGAUAAUCAUGUGGACCAAGUCUGGCCAAAUAUCUACCUGGGAGAUGAGUGGGCUGCUAGGAGCAAAACUACACUUCAAAGCCUCAACAUUACUCAUAUCCUUAAUGCAGCAGAUGGACCAUGUAGCAUCAACACGGGAGCCAAAUAUUAUGCAGAUCUGCAAAUAGAGUACUAUGGAGUAGAAGCAUUUGAUGAUCCUUCCUUCAAUUUAAGUGUCUUCUUCUAUGAUGCUGCCAAUUUCAUAGGCAAGGCCUUAAACUCUUCAGGAGGUAAAGUGUUGGUUCACUGUGCCAUGGGAGUGAGCCGCUCAGCAACUUUAGUGCUUGCCUUUUUAAUGAUCCAUGAAAACAUGACACUUGUGGAUGCUCUGAAGACAGUGAGUACUCGCAGAAACAUCUGCCCGAAUUCAGGGUUCCUCAGCCAGCUCCGGGACUUGGACAUUAAACUGAAUGAAGAGAGGAAAAGAACCAGAUCAUCUGCUACCAAAGGCCUGUAAGAGAGUAUUGCUGCAAGAAAGAGGACAAAAUCUUGUUUGAGUUGCCUGUAUCUCUUACAGAUGAACUGCAUUUAUAAAUUUAGGACACAACUUUAUGAGGCACCAGAUGCAUGUUAUUAAUAAAUGUAGAUUUCGCUUGAUCUUUCAAUUUUGCAAAGCUUUCCUAGAUUUAUAUUUAUGGUUGGUUGUAUACUCUAUCCUUCACUCUCCACCUUAAAACAUUGCUGUCUGCUAGUUUAAAAUGAGGCAAAAAAAAAAAAAAAAAAGAAAGAAAAAAAGAGAAAGAGAUCAGGUUCCACUUCAGAAAUAGCUGUGUUUCAGCAAGUAGUGAAGCUCAUAUCACUUUAUGAAGUGUUAGGCUAUUUGAGGUGAAAGAUGCCAUAUUAUUUAUGCUACAGUAAUGCUUAGAAGUUCUCUUAUGAACCUCCCCCCCCACCCCUCACUCCCUGUGUCUCAGAGGGUUUGUAUUUUGAGACUUGAAUCUGGUGCUGGUUAGUUCAUGCUUUUACAACUGGUGGAGCUCCUGAGUUGGGGUAAGAGGCUGCUUAAAGGCAGAGCAGCUGGGAAAGAGCAUAAGCCAGUCUAACAAAUUAUUCCAGGUAUCUGUACAGGCUUUUCCUUUUGGCCGUUCAUCAGAGCUUUUUUCCUCCUUGAAAACAUGUUUCCUUGAGAAGGCAUUCAAAUGUUGUUCAUCUUCCAUACUAAAAAUCAGCCAGGAAAUGCUGCAGAAAAUACUUUUAAAGAAGAAGGUGGGUUCUCAGCUAAGGCUAGUAUAGGAAAAUAUUUGACAAAGUUCAAUGUAUACCAAAUUUGUCUGUCAGUUCAAAAUUACAAAACUUGGGAUUUUCUUUCUCAAAAAUAAAGGGUUAUUAACAUUGCAACAUCA
This is a messenger RNA of Poecile atricapillus (Black-capped chickadee), 2214 nucleotides long. Its product is annotated as dual specificity protein phosphatase 13-like. The record is from RefSeq and is a predicted model, not a curated record. Gene Ontology annotation, biological process: negative regulation of MAPK cascade; protein dephosphorylation. Gene Ontology annotation, cellular component: cytoplasm. The coding region runs from base 732 to 1328 and encodes 198 amino acids. The transcript has 6 exons. Gene Ontology annotation, molecular function: MAP kinase phosphatase activity; protein tyrosine/serine/threonine phosphatase activity. Lineage: Eukaryota; Metazoa; Chordata; Aves; Passeriformes; Paridae.